AACGAUGAUUUAUGAUUUGAAUGUUUUGAUGGAAUUCUUUUGUUUUUAUUUUUGACGAUUUUGGUUCAGGUGAAACUGUCCAGACUGAAAACAUAACUAUGGCAAAUAUCAACAAUGAAGAAACUGAGGAUAUCUCCGGACCAAUUGAGAACGCCUGGGAAAUGAAAAUACCAGAUUUCAAACCAGAACACAACCCACAUGGUUUACUAGAAGAAAGCAGUUUUGCUACCUUAUUUCCACAAUACAGAGAACAAUACUUGAGACAAAUAUGGCCAUUGGUUCAGAAAACGUUAGGAGAACAUUUUGUAAAAGCAGAGCUAGAUGUUAUAGAAGGUAGUAUGACUGUGAGAACUACUAGAAAAACUUGGGAUCCAUACAUAAUUUUGAAAGCAAGAGAUAUGAUUAAGUUGAUGUCUAGAAGUGUACCCUUUGAGCAAGCUAAAAGGGUAUUGGAAGAUGAAGUAGGUUGUGAUAUCAUCAAAAUAGGUAAACUUACAAGAAACAAGGAGAAAUUUGUUAAGAGAAGACAACGUCUCAUAGGCCCCAAUGGUUGUACUUUGAAAUCCAUAGAGCUUCUCAGCAACUGUUAUGUCUUGGUGCAAGGACAAACAGUUUCAGCAUUGGGACCCUACAAGGGACUACAACAGGUUAGGAAGAUAGUAGAAGACACCAUGAAGAAUAUACAUCCAAUAUACAAUAUCAAAGCACUUAUGAUUAAGAGAGAAUUGGCCAAAGACCCUAAGCUGAAGAAUGAAAACUGGGAAAGAUUCUUGCCAAAGUUUGUUAACAAAAAUAUUAGUAAACGCAAGCAACCUAAGAAAAAGAAGGAGAAGAAACCAUAUACACCCUUUCCACCACCUCAACAAGAUAGCAAAAUUGACAAGGAAUUGGCAACUGGAGAAUUUUUCCUCAGCAAAACUCAGAAAAGGGCUAAAAAACAGAAGGAACAAGAUGAGAAGCAUGCUGAAGCUGCUAAAAAGCGUGAAGAGAGGAGGAAUCAAGCUUUUGUACCCCCUGAAGAACCCAGUAGUUCAAAGGAAACUAAGAAUGAUGUUAGUGUAAAUAUAGCUGCUCUGAAAGAAAAAAUUGCUAAGGCUAGGAAAGGUGUGAAAAUGUUCAAUAAGCCUACAAAAUAGUAUUGUUCAAUAUCAACUUGAUAAAAAUAUAUGCCUUCAUGAACCCAAGACCUAUUUUAUUUUUAAUUCAAGAGCUUUUUGAAUUGGUGCAAAAAAACUAGGACAACCAUGAAAAAUCAGUUGAAAAUAUUCACUACUUGGUACCAAAUAAAUAACAGAGAUGUUGAAAAAAGACACAAUCAUUAGUAUUUUAUUGAAUAAAUCAUAACAUAUGUAUAUAACUUAUUUACAAAUAGACUAUACUAGAAAUCGGUAGGUCCACAUCAAAUAAAAACAACUUCAAAUGAUUAUUUUUUGAUAAAAGUUGUUAUGAAAGGCCCAAAUUAAAAACGAAAUUGUACAUAAACUAAGUCGGAUAUGUUUGUAAUUUAUAAAUUCAUGCAAGUCCAACAAAUUAAUUAACUUCAUAAAUUUAAAUUAACACAAAAUAAACAUGUGACUCCACUCCCUCAUAAGAAUUAUCACAAUGUUCAAUCAUUGGGCAUUCUUAAAAUGUACUUACAACCACAUUGGGUAUAAAAAAAUUAAAGAGUAAUAUUUCCCAUUCUUUUUGAUUGGCUCACUCAAAUUAUGAACGGCAAUUUCAAAAUUCACUCCUAUACAAAAAUAAAAUGACCCUUUCUUCUUCAAAACAUACCUACCCUCCUUUCCAACAUGUCACAAUUUUUUUCGCAUAGUUAAAGUCUUCCUAUCCCUACGACAAUCGACAAUUUUAAGCCACUAUAUAAUCUGUUUUAACUUUAAAGUGCAGGUCCACUAUUAUUAUUACACAUUCUUCACAAAACCACAUUCAAGAUGUUAUUUCCAAAAGCAAUAUAAUUUGGAAUAUGUUUGAAUUUUAAAGAACCAUAUCAAAUUUCAUUACAGUGCUACAAGGUGCCUAAAAAUACUAUCAUUGUGAUAUUUUGUAAUUCAACUAAUAUUAAAAACAGUUAGAAACAAAAAAAAAACCGACCUGUUAAUUUAUUUUUCUUGUUGUAUUAUCGAAUAUCAAUAACAGAAACGAGAAACGUUCUAUCAGAACCUCAAUUUUCAUUAAAAAAAGUCUAAAAACUAAUAUUCAAAUUUCAAAAAUUCUAGAAAAAUAUACUAUCUUUUACCUCGUUAUAACAAUUCAUAAAAACCUCACAAAAUAUAAAAAAAAAUACCUUGAGCACAAGGAAAAUGAUCUUUAUUCGAUACAGGACUGAAGCUUACAAAAUUCUGAUGAAAAUAGAAUCCAAAUAUAGUUUGGCCUUGUCCAAUGAUACUACCGACCCCCAAAAUAAUCGAAAACGUAAAAAUACAGUUUUUCUCCAACAAUGGGUACCACUUUCCAAGGCCAUGAUUGCCAACCUUACCAUAUCUAUAAUAAUCUGAACAAAAUGACAACACUCAAAUACUAGCUCUACUCUAAGAGAUACGCACAAUGGCAAGAAAAUAGAAGUAAUCAAUGCAUUCCUAUGAAUGUAUAAUCAAAAUCAAUAGUUGUGAUGUUUUAGAUCAGUUCCAGUUUGUAAUUUCGUUGUGGUCAUCACAAUUUGAAAUUGCAAGUGUUGUGAUUACCCGAUUUUGUUAAAAUUUCUGCUCCCAUUUCUAUAGAUUUCAAGAAGUUUUUUGGGGGGGAAUUCAUGAAUUACAUUGAAUAGAUCAAAAUCAUUAGUUGCAAUUGAUAUUUUCGAUUUUUUUUCGAUAAAAUUCAUGGUUGCAGAUCAGAAUAUGUAUAUUCAAUGAGAAAAUUUCAUAGAUCAGUAGUGAUGGAAAGUGGACUUUAUAUGAAGAAAUUUUGAUGUCAUCAUCGCAUGGCCUAUUCUGUACAGCAUGUCUAUUUUUUCCUGUCAGGGCUAUGUGAACCCAAUCAUUUUCUUGCCACCGUUAAUACCAAUAAACUCUCGCAGGUCACAAAAUUUUCAACAAAGAAAAAAAAAGGAGUAAGUACCUGUCUUUCGCGUUCGAAUUCACCGCAGAAUCAUCGGAAGUAAGGAUGCCGAUUUCCAAAUUGAUCUUUCAAAGAUCGAUUUUCCACGCCAGAAGAAAUAGUUUGGGCCGACACCAUAUAUUCACUACUUAUAUAUAAAUCAUAGCUGUCCUGAAAGAGGGACCAACUUCUGUCUCUAUUCGUAACGAAAUCGACCAAUAGGCGUUGAUGCCGAAGUAGAGAACAAAUAGUACGAAACUUGUUUAACCAAUAUGGCUGUUUCCAUCCUCCAUUUUCCGUCCUUAUAGAUUCAAAAAGUACCUCUUAUUUUGGUCCCAUUUUUGUUGAGAUAUCGUAUAGGCGAUGCGCCAUAUAUAGAAUUAGUAAAUAUAUGGCCGACACCCAUGGCAUUCCGAUUCUGAGACCAGUGUUGCCAACAUGGAAACUGUGAAAAAAUUUCCCGCCAUUUCCCGCACAUUCAAAUUUAUCAAAUGAUCUAUCACAAAAUUUGUUUGGAAAAAUAAUGAUACGCAUUAUCUAUAUAAAUGAAGAGGAGUUAUCCUAAUUUUAAUAAUGGUGACGGCUAAAAUCAAUCUUUUCAACAUAUUUUUGCUAAAGAAACAUUCGUAGAUAUAGGCUGUGUCCAGUCUGUGGUUUACACAUAUGUUCAAUAUGAAGUCUGACCAUCAGGCUGACCAACCAGCUGUUUGGGAAUAUCGGUCACGUUUCAUACCUGCCCACACAGUUACCACAUCAACUUUUGUAUGGGAGUCAAGUCAGACAUUGACCAUUCAGGUAUCACCACUGUGGUUAGACGGAUGACUUGAAACAGCCAUAAAAAUUCACAAACACAAAACACAGUACACAAACAUUCACGUCUGUGGUCAGUGUCACUACCCACUGUUCAGAGCGUAAAAUGUUUUGUUUCAUAAUAUGUGAAUCUACGAUUUCAUGUUACAAAUGUUCAUGAAUUGGCGCGUGACACAAGACAGAAUUCGGAUUUUUGAAGCAAUGGCGGUUUAUCACCCAAUGUGAGAGACGAUAAAACCACAAUACAGUUUUGCGCAUUUGCAAAAAUUCCAUUCUGGAUUCUCAUGGACAUACACGAUUUCCCGCAUAUUACCCGGAAAAUGAUUUCUCCCACCAAAAAUCCCGAAAUGCGGGAAAUUUUCUGCUAAUUGGCAACACUGUCCGAGACGUUCGUAGCCCGCGAACCUUUCGUGAUCACCGAUCAGCGUGCGCGCGCAAUGUGGGCGGUCCUCAUCGACGCGAGCGGGAAGUGGAGGGGGUGAGUAGGAGAGGACGCGAGAGCAGGAAGGGUCACUGGUCGAGCAGGUCGACGAGGGAGGCGAACGCGCACGAACCGAGGCCGGCGUUCGACAUGAGGCGGACGAGCUCCUCGGCAUGGGCCAUCGCCACUUCCAGGGGCGGUUUGCGCGGCUUGUUAUUCGAAU
Molecule: messenger RNA, 4487 nt
Organism: Phaedon cochleariae (mustard beetle)
Lineage: Eukaryota; Metazoa; Arthropoda; Insecta; Coleoptera; Chrysomelidae
Source: the annotation of a GenBank genome assembly